Anthonomus grandis grandis is the source of this 3153-nucleotide messenger RNA. RefSeq names its product hemicentin-1. The transcript is spliced from 18 exons. The record is from RefSeq and is a predicted model, not a curated record. Gene Ontology annotation, molecular function: protein binding. Lineage: Eukaryota; Metazoa; Arthropoda; Insecta; Coleoptera; Curculionidae. The coding region runs from base 406 to 3039 and encodes 877 amino acids.
CGCGGCGAUUCCAAUUCCGCCACUUCCAGCAGAGCAGUACGCGGCCGGACUCUUUCGCGGCGCGACCACGUGAUUCAGCGUCUCCCCUUCGACGUCGUUUAUUACGUCAUGACGUCCCGACGCCAACGAAAAUUUUACAACUCGCCGAUACGCGACCCUUUUUAGCGCGUCAAAAAGUUUUAACAACAAUUUAAAAAAAAAUUCCGUAUUUAAUCAAUAAAUAAUUAAUUAAGUUGUUACUGUGUCUAUUAUAAUAAGUAGGUUGUACUCUUGUAACUUGUAGAAUAAGUUUACUACCAACUUGAUUAGGAGUGUUAAGAAGGAGAAAUGUGCAUAAUGUUUUUUUUUUAAGUGAAUUAAGUGAAAAAGUAAAAAAUGGUAAUUGGCUUGGAAUAAUUGGUGACAAUGCAGAUUAUGAGGAUCAGGAUUUUGUUGUUUUUGGUGCUCUUACCAGAAGUUUUUGGACUCUAUAACGGACUGGAACAAACUUCCGGACAGGUAGCGAACGAACUGGAUAGACCAAUUCCGAUGGAGGAUGCUUUCGGGGUCUUAGGUCAAAAGAAAGGUCUUCCCUGUAAUAUAAGUCCUAGGGAUUCAAAUGAUGCCGUGGCCAUGGUGCUUUGGUUUAAGGAGAGCAUAGGAGAACCUCUGUAUAGGGGCGGACCUUUUUUGCAACACACCAAUUUGAGAAGAAGCAGCGAAGGGGUCUUCAGUUUUGACGUCCGUGGAAGAACAUUUAACGAUGCCAAACUGUGGUCGUCUCCAACCGUCUUCGGUAAUCGGGCAUUUUUCCAGUCACACGCGAGUCCGGCCAAACUUGUGAUAACCGACAUUGAAGAGUCUGACGAGGGCAUCUACCGGUGCCGCGUGGAUUUUAGGAAUUCACCCACUAGAAAUAGCAAAGUUAAUUUUACUGUGAUCAUACCGCCAGAAAAGAUAUUAAUCUACGACGAAAAACGCACGGGCCAUCACUCGUUAUAUCCAGAAAAAUCAGCACUUUUCGGCCCAUACAACGAAGGAACCGAUGUUAGCGUUAUAUGCGAAGUCAAAGGAGGUCGUCCGAGGCCCAGGGUCGUGUGGUUCCUGGAAAACACGAUAAUCGACGAUUCGUAUGACAACCGAUCGGACGGGGUGGUCGUCAAUCAUCUCAUUUUCCCGAACGUGGGUCGACAACAUUUUGAGGCCCGACUCAUUUGUCAAGCGACGAAUAAUAAUAUCGUGCCGCCGGUAACUAAGGCCAUUGUACUUAAUAUUAACCUGAAGCCCCAGACGGUGAACAUUCUCACAAAAGAGAAACACGUGUCGGCCGAGAAAAGAUACGAGGUGGAAUGUCGAACAUCUGGAUCCAAACCUGCUGCGGUCAUUACGUGGUGGAAGGGAAGCAGACCGGUUAAGAGAUUGGCAAAGAAUUUUUCGGAGCAAAACAACCAGACCCUGAGCAUUUUAAACUUCGUACCUGUUAUCGAUGACGAUGGAAAAUACUUGACAUGUCGUGCGGAAAAUCCCACCAUCCCGGACAGCGCCCUGGAAGAUAAAUGGCGACUCAGCGUGCACUAUAUUCCCGUUGUUACCCUUAAAAUGGGAUCUACCCUCAACCCGGAGGACAUCAAAGAGGGUGACGACGUUUAUUUCGAGUGUAACAUCAGAGCGAAUCCCAAGGCGCAUAAACUUUCUUGGUUUCAUAAUAAUGUAGAAAUCUACCAAAACGUUACUGGAGGCGUCAUACUGAGCGAUCAAAGUUUAGUACUACAAAACGUAGUCAGAUCCACUUCUGGAGAAUACACUUGCGUAGCCACUAAUCUCGAAGGGAAAGGAACCAGCAAUUCUGUUAAGCUCGUGGUUAAAUACGCACCGGUGUGCAUCCAGGAACGCGAAGAAGUGUACGGGGCACUGAAGCAGGAGACCGUGACGUUGCGAUGCAGGGUGGACGCGAAUCCCCCCGUCGACGCAUUCCACUGGACGUUUAAUAACAGCGGCGAUCAGACCGACGUCUCUACGGAGAAAUAUACUAACGAGGUAACAUCUUCUCGCCUAAACUACACGCCCAACACAGACCUCGACUAUGGAACGUUACUAUGCUACGGACAUAACGAGAUAGGGAAACAGAAAGAACCUUGUGUGUUCCAAGUGGUAAUUGCAGGACGUCCAUCGCAACUGCAAAACUGCACCAUUCUCAAUCAAACAACAAACUCAUUACAAGUGGAGUGCGUAGAAGGAUACGACGGAGGACUAACUCAAAGUUUCGAAAUGGAGAUUUUGGAGUUACCGGGAUUGAGAUCCAAAUACAAUUUAACAACUUAUAAGGCCCCGGUGUUCGUGGCGGAAGGUCUCGAUCCAGGAACAAGUUAUCGGAUCGUUUUGUAUGCCGCCAACAAAAAAGGACGAAGUGACGCGACGGUGAUUGAUCCGGUCACUUUCAAGGGAGUCGCCAAACUUCAAGGUUCAACAGCGAGUAUGCCAAUAAGUCCCUUGAUAAUGGGCCUUUUGGGUACGGCAGGUAUUUUAGCCACAGGAGUCUGUAUGGUGUUGGCCGCCCUUUGCAGGAAACACUACAGCAGACCUUGCCACAGAAGCGAUCCGAAUAGUACAAAACAUUUACCGAUGGAAGCGGUUAUAAACGCGGACGAUUUGAUAGUCGACGGAUCUAUUACUGGAGUACGGUCUUCGAGUAACUCUAUUGGACACACCAUAAGAGCGGAAGCGAUACGAAACGGAAAUACGAUCGAGGCCACCGAUCCGGAUAUUAUCCAGAAUCAAUACGAACGUAGCUUCAUGAAAAUAUACGAAUACGAACCGCCUGGUGGGCGUGACCACGAAGACGACCCCGAUGACGAAGGCGAAGGAUACGCCUUCAAACAUUCUGCCAAAGAACCCUACCAUGUCCCUAAUCAAACUAUGAUGUAUCGUAGUUUACAAAGGCCGUUGCCGAGGCCCGUUCCCGCCCCCACCAUGUUAUCGGGGUCCCAGACCCUGACCCACAAAUAUCGGGGUCCCGAAGUGGUCACCACCUCGAACAAGAUACAAGAAAGUUGCAUAUAAAUUGACAACGUUUCCCUUUUUUUGUGUCCUCUUCAUUGUUUUUAUCAUUGUAAUAUAUUUAUUGUAUUUAAGAAAAAAAAACAAACUAUUAAAGACUUUAUUAGGUGUAUUAAA